Molecule: messenger RNA, 1614 nt
Organism: Pectinophora gossypiella (pink bollworm)
Lineage: Eukaryota; Metazoa; Arthropoda; Insecta; Lepidoptera; Gelechiidae
Gene: hdm
Product: meiosis-specific with OB domain-containing protein
Exons: 9
Coding region: 348-1586 (412 amino acids)
Biological process (GO): resolution of meiotic recombination intermediates
Molecular function (GO): single-stranded DNA 3'-5' DNA exonuclease activity; single-stranded DNA binding
Source: RefSeq, a predicted model, not a curated record
GAAAAAUACUGUUUCACGACCGAGCGUAUCGGGGUGAUUCUUCGAACACCGAAGUCAUCGUCAUUACCGUGAACGCAAAAAUAUUAUAUAAUCUUUUGUCUUUUUUCAAAUAUUCAGUUUUAAGAACUUAUGUAUGUCGCCAACGUAUAAAUACCAAAGAUUGUAGGAUAGAUUUGCGUUAACGAUAAAUAAAUUGACCAUUGGUGUUUGGAGAUUUACGCACGGGAUUUCACGGGAACAUGAUGAAAAAAAAAAUUACGUACCUAGAUAUAUUUUUAAAACUUUACAAUGAAGUGUCUUAAUAAAAGAGCGGGAAAUAUAGAAAAUUUAAAAACAGUUUUGAGUUUAUGAACAAAAUGGCGGGAGUGCAAAAAAUACGACUGAAUAAUUUAAAUAUCAACAUAAAAAAUGCUAUUAUCGUAGGAAUAAUUAUCGCAAAAAAUAGUCCUCGGACAUUUGGAUCCAAGAAGAAGAAUGGUGAUACAAGAGGAGUAACAUCUUUUACCGUGAGAGAUUCACAAGUAGACACAAUAAAUGUCGAUGUUUGGGGAUCGGAAUACUUCGUUAUUACUUUUUAUGAAAGGUUUCUGGUAGGGGAUGUUGUUGAAAUUUCUUCCCCUAAAAUAUGUGUGAAAGGAAGCGAAAACGAGAAUUUCAGACCUCAGGUCACGUCUCCAUUUUAUCUGUCGCUAAACGAGGGUAUGUCUGACGUCACUAUUCAUACUGGAGAUUCGUUCAGCAUGUUCUUGCCGCUCCUCCACAUCCCGAGUAAACCCGCGGCGGGCUACUGCGGCCUUGCUGAAGUUCUCAAACUUCCAGAAGAGAGCGGAAACAUUUUCGUCGAUUUGUUGGUGGUGGUGAAAACUGUAAAACCCGCUAAGACUAUAAAAACAAAAGCAGGAACAGAUAUGACAGUGCGCUGUGUGGAAAUCAUGGAUAAUACAACUCCCGCGCCUCUUAAUUUAGAUAUGUUUGACAUCGACACCAUUCAAAGGGCCGAAGACUGGCGUCCGUUAGAGAGUGUUCUUUUCAUCGCGGACGCAAAGGUUUCCUGGCGUGGUAGAGCGGUGAAAGUACAAGUUUCUGCGAGAACCGUCAUCACACAUCAGCCCCACACAGCCGAUGCAGAAGCGUUGCGACUCUACACUCGCAACCAGGCUAAUACACGCGGAGGCGAAGCGGCUGCGUGGGCGGCUUGGAGUGGCGAGCGUGCCUCCGCCGCGUCUGUCGCUCAAAUUCGCGACCGCCUGGCCACCGGAUCUCCCUUCUGCGCCUCGCUACACGCUUUACUUACCCACCUCGACCUUGAUGAACUAGUUAGCUUGACCGACAACAACGAAGAAUUGAAGGUACGCUUUGCGGAUCACACUGGGGAACUAAACGCUCGCCUUCCAGUUAAUGUUCUAGAAGAUGCUUUGGGGUGCCCUGCAAAUCAGUUAAAGGGGAUGGUGGCUGACGACAGGGCUGCUCUUCGCUGGAGGAUACUGUUAGAGCAAUGCAGCGUUAAACUUGCCGGGUCUUCCUCGCGGCUCCUCGUGUUGGCCAUACGACGGGCGUCACCAGCUGACCCUAUACCUUUGUACUAAAUAAUUGUAUAAUACCAAUUUAUCCGUA